Messenger RNA from Porites lobata, 741 nucleotides. The record is from the annotation of a GenBank genome assembly. NCBI's taxonomy places the organism in Eukaryota, Metazoa, Cnidaria, Anthozoa, Scleractinia, Poritidae.
AUGUCUUAUUUCUUCUUUUCAGAUGCCAGUGCCAAAGAGUCCACGGAAAUAAAAAUUUUCGAUCCAAACUUGAAGAUGUCUGACCAGGAAAUGCUUGAUUUGUUAAAAGAGGUGGACCUUGAGAAUCAUGGUUACAAGAAAGAGGAAACAGCGAAGCUAGUGAGCCAGCCUGAAUCGGAAACAACACUCUACGAGAAAUCGUUUCUUUUCUAUAAGGAAAUUAACUGCUCGCGACUGAGGGAAAUCGACCAAGAACUAGAGAGCUUACUCCCAGGUAAAGUAAACUCAGUUUAUUGUUUUCGCUCUUAAAAAAGAAAACGUGAAAUAAAUCAAAAUCGUAUGUAGUCUUCAAGUAGUUCCUAUUCUCUUCAUGAAAAGUAGUGAGAGUGAAAAACGCCAGCAUGCGUGAAAACGUCUCAUCUCCGACUCCGAGUCGAUCCGCGUGUCAUCUGCCUCAUGCGUUUUGCUCGCUCUACCAUGCCUUAGGAAAGCGAGCAAAUUCUCGUAGUUUCAACCCUUCUUUCCUCUGUUUUAGGCCUUUUUGGGUCGGAGUUGGUUACAAAGAUCAACCAAGAGAUCAACACUAAGAAUUUAACGAAAGUGAAGCACUGUAAAGUUGGACUGGAGGUUCACUUUAAGGAAGCAGAGGGAUGCAUCGAUCCCAAAUCGCGCCGUCGUCGCAAGCGAGCAAGCCUAUGCUUCUUGUGCCUUUUUUGUUGGUCGACGAAGCUUUACAACUAA